Camellia sinensis is the source of this 1830-nucleotide messenger RNA. Its product is annotated as actin protein 2/3 complex subunit-like protein. The record is from RefSeq and is a predicted model, not a curated record. NCBI's taxonomy places the organism in Eukaryota, Viridiplantae, Streptophyta, Magnoliopsida, Ericales, Theaceae.
GGUUCCGAAACUUGUCAGAAAAAGGUGUUCCAAAUUGCUCUUCCCUCCCAGUGCCUCGCUCUCUCUCUCUAAAUUCACAGCGGCGAUCGUAGUUUCUGUGUCUUCUGUCUGCAUAGAAGGAGAGUUUAGGAGAGAGAAAGGUAGAGAAGAUGGACAUUGAUGGACCUCUCGAUUUCGAGUCAGAAGACUUACUUCUCAAAUCCCCUGCUCUCACCACCAAAAAAAGGAAAAAGGUUAUAGGUUUGGAUGAUCUUGUGAAUGAUUACUUGAAGGAGAAUAAAAAACUAGAGAUGAAAUCAAAACGGGCAAAGGCUCAAAAAAACUAUCAUUCGGACGAGGAUGAGGACAAGGAUGAUAGAGAAGCUAAACUGUCUGAAUGUGUUGAAAAAUGCCAAAAAGAGAUGGGACAAAUAAGUGAUGAGGAUGAGAACUCCAUUUGGGGUCUUCAAGUUUUUGGAAAUCAGAAAACUCGACCACCAGCGGUAUUUCAUGAGCUUGGAAGCUGUGGGCUUUUGCAGUCUUUCAUGAACAAUGAGAUCAAUUCACUGGUUGAGCUUGAUGUCGAGAAAGGAGAAGUUUUCCUUGAGAGGUUAUUGGUGAAUGGAUGGCUCUUGAAAUUGGUUUAUACAUGCGGUCAUGUAGAAAAAUCCAUAGCAACAUGGACGUUUGGUUUGAUGUUAUACUCUUCGGAGGAAGUGCUUAGUACAUCUGCUUGUGACUUUUGGACCACUAUUCUCUCACCUACAACUGAGGUUGGUCUACUGCAGAUUAAAAUUGACUGGUUACCAAACUAUUCUGAACUAAAAGGAGCUCUUGAAAUCUAUGGUUUUAUAUUGGAUUCUCCAUCCAAAUUUUCAUCCAACAUGGAAAUUGUCACAGUGGAUUUUGGUUGUGGGGGACCACCUCAAAAUAUAAGAGCUUGGAUCAAGUACGUAGCUUCUUGCUGUCAAGUAAGGAGCACAUAUUCAAUCUUAUCAACUUCAGAAGUAGAGGAGUUGGUGGUUUUGAUUAUUAAUCUUUUCUUAGAUCGACAGCUUGUAGGCCUGUCUGUGAUUUUGUAUGAAUGCAUGCUUUCAGUUAUUAAUUUCUUCACAGACAAUGAAUGGAAUACCAGCUGUGAGACAGUAGCAAAAUCUAUUGCUUGCAGAGUACCUAGGGACAUGAACUGCUUGAGAACUGUGGAAAGCAUUUCAGGAGUUGAUGCACGGAGCAAACACCUCAGACAUGCAGUGGCGUUUCAAAUCCUUGUAGCUUGUUUGGAUAACAAGGUUACUGAUGCAGAAGUGAUCCUAAGAUCACUCAUCUCGAUUAAUGUGAAAGACAAAAGUUGUGAUCUUUUCAAAAUGUACAUUUUCUUGGUUCUUACUGAGAACUGGCUUUUAUCUAACCCCAUGCUAGAAGACAAAUCAGUGAUAUACGAAAUGUGGGGUGUUUAUCUGCGCAACUGCUCUUGUCAGAUCACCAGCACGGAUUUGAGGUCUUAUGCAUCAAAGGUCCGUAGUAAAGCUUCGUAUCUUCUUCAAGGCCAACAACAAAUGAUUGCUUUUAAGGUAGUUUGAACGGGAAGUAGUUCAAAACCUGCAACAUCAGACCUAGUGUGGAACUUCUACUCGAGUCGACUCCUUUUUGUCAAGUUGCAGAAAUGAGACAUGUAAAGUUCAGCUGGUUGAAGUUCUUGUUAAAUGGCAUGUUGUUCAGUCAUUUUUUGUGUUGCAAAUGAUUGUUCUUUGCUGGAUAUGUAUGCCUUAACUCUAGAGAUGAUGUUUAUGCUACUCAUAUGUAUAGUUAGUGAACUUUAUUAAUCCAAUAGUUCUUACCUAGAUUCAUUUC